This is a messenger RNA of Symbiodinium sp. CCMP2456, 2678 nucleotides long. NCBI's taxonomy places the organism in Eukaryota, Dinophyceae, Suessiales, Symbiodiniaceae. The record is from the annotation of a GenBank genome assembly.
GCACCGAGCUAACGACUCCGCUGUCGUCGCCGCGUGAGGAGCCACCCGGUCAAUCAAGCGAAGACAUCGCUGAGGACUGGCUCCUUAAGGAGGCGAGUGACACGGAGGUUGCGAGACUGCUUGGGAGACUGGCACAUGCGAGACCCGGUAUCCUCGAUCGAGUAGUGGCUUUGGAGAAGAACAUCGUGGGCACGCAGCAGGCGCGCCCCACGGUGACUGCGCCGGUCGAGUCAACAAGGGGGCCUGCCAUCCUCGGAUCCGGUGGGGGAGCCGCGCCGUCGGCCGAGAAACCUGCGGCAGAAAAGGCUGCCGGAGGUGCAGCCGACAAAAUGCCAGCCCCGACCAUGCAGUUCUCUGCGUUCGUUUACGUGGCGGAUGAGGAGGAAGGAGUAGCCAAGCUUGACGUGCUCCGUUUAGGCGAUCAGUCGAGGGAGUCCCGGGUGAAGUGGAUCACGACGGACGCUUCUGGCAAGGCCAGCCAAAUCUUCGAGCACGCCGAGGGCACGCUCCAUUUCGGGCCUGGGGACGGUGCGAAGCAGAUCCUGGUGCAUUUGCAACGCAACGACAACUGGUCUUCCAUUCUCGACUUCGGCGUGAUGCUUAAAGAGGACGGCUUGGUGAAUGCCCAGCUCGGCCGCUACGGAAGCACCACCCGCGUGAAGGUGGUUGACAAGGAUGCUUUCCCCUCCAAUGAGUUCUCGCACAUUGGCGACUUCGAGGAAGAGCCGCCUUUUGAGGCCAUGACACAUCACUCGCUCGUUCGAGCGGUCAGGGACUUCUGCUGGCUGAACUUCACCAGCAACGAGAAAGUAAGGUGGGGCACCAUUAAGCAGAUACUGCUCGACACGUACACGAACCUUUUCAAGCUCGCGACUUUAUACCUUCGGGUCUACUUCCUGGACCACAUUCUCAAGACGGACGUCGACGAGUCAUCACUCUGGCUUAUUCAAGAUCGUUACGAGUCCCUGUAUCUUUACAUGGCGGCCCUGAUCGUGCCGUUUGGCAUUUCCCACUUGCUUCACUACCUGAAGCUUGGUUGGGGCAUACCCGGUACGACCACCACUUGGAUCCAGUCGGCCCUCUUGCGGCGCUACUUGAACUACAGCACGGCCUCGCAGAAUCUCACGAAGCCUGCGCAAGUCACUGUGGCAUUGAAUCAGGACGCAUUCAUGCUGGCCGAGGAUGGCUACUGCAACAUUCUCGCUCUGAUCGAGAAGCUUGGCAAUGUAGCAGUGAUGAUCUUCUUCCAGUUCACGGCGCCCGCCGUCUUCGGGAAGCCCUUCCGGCCCAUGUCCAUCGCUGUGGUGAUGGUGUUGCCCUUGUCUGCGGCUGCCAUGGCCCUGGUGUCUGGGUUUCCGGCUCGGUCUUUCCAUCACAGCGCAGCCAGGCCUCGCUUCGCAACGCCAGCGCCAUCUCCCAUCCUGCGCAGGGCUCAAGAGGAUGGUAAGCGAGCACAGCGACGGCGCAACUCCUUGGAAUACUUGCUGGGGUUGCUCUUGGCGCCCUCGGCGGCUGCCGCUGGUGGUGGAAUCGGCGCCGGUGCGAGCGCUGCACGGCGCUUGCGGGGGAAGACUGCCGUCGUCACAGGGGCUAGCCGCGGCAUCGGCAAGGGCAUUGCAGUUGCUCUCGGCGAAGCUGGUGCCAAGGUUUUUGUCACCGGCAGGCGGAAAAAUGCUGUUGAGGCCACGGCAGCUUUGGCGACGCGUGCCGGUGGCGAAGGUGUUGCCGUCGUCUGCGAUCACGCGGUAGACGAGCAGGUGAAGGUCGCUUUUACUCAGAUUCAGGAGCAGACGGGUGGAAAGCUUGAUAUCUUGGUGAACAAUGCUUUCCAGGAUCCGGCUCAGCGAGAUUCCAAGAGUGACGAGCUGCUCGGCAAGGGCGCCAAAUUCUUCGAGCUGCCUUUGCAAGUCUGGGAUGACGUCCACCGAGUUGGUCUGCGCUCCCACUACGUGGCCUCGUACUAUGCAGCGCCACUGCUACUCAAUGCUGCCAGCGACGACUGGCGACCCCUGCUGUGUGUGACGUCCGCGCCUGCCGCAGUCACGUACUACUACGCCACUGCCUAUGGCGUCGCAAAAGCCGGCAGUGACCGGCUGGUCCGUGAUCUGCAGGUGGAGCUCGGCCCUCUUGGCAUCGACUGUGUCAGCAUCUGGCCCGGGGUGGUCUACACUGAGUUCGUUCAGUCUUUGUAUGAAAAAGGCGAUGUUGAGAGGAUCAACCGUGUGACAGGCGGCCGUGAUCCCAACGUGGUUUGCGAAAGUCCGCUGCUCACGGGCCGGGUGAUCGGGCGUCUCGCGGAGGAGCCUGGCAUCCGGAAACCACCGCUGCUCAGUUCUGGUGGUCUCACCAGCCGAGUCUGCGUCGUGGCGGAGGGUGCGAGGGAUCUCGGCCUGCGCGAUGGUGGACUGCCUGGUACUGUGGCAGCUGAACUCUACGGCCCCGACCGGGAGCCUGCAGCAUCCAUCCGCUCGCUGGGCUACUUGCUGCCUGCUUUCCUUCCAGACAAGCUGCCUCCAAGCUUGCGGUGGCUGGUGGAGCCCGGAGGGCCUUUGGCCAGCAAGGACAUCCGGGUGCCCUUCGAUCUGAUGGCUCAGGAUCCCCGCACGGAGGAUCCUAGGAAGCAGGAUCUCAAAGACUUCGCCAAGGUGCUGACCAACACCGUGUCCGUUCCCGACUAG